Messenger RNA from Mizuhopecten yessoensis (Yesso scallop), 413 nucleotides. Its product is annotated as 10 kDa heat shock protein, mitochondrial-like. The transcript is spliced from 4 exons. Lineage: Eukaryota; Metazoa; Mollusca; Bivalvia; Pectinida; Pectinidae. Gene Ontology annotation, molecular function: protein-folding chaperone binding; protein folding chaperone; metal ion binding. The record is from RefSeq and is a predicted model, not a curated record. Gene Ontology annotation, cellular component: mitochondrial matrix. Bases 106 to 408 code for a protein of 100 amino acids.
UUGUGCGCAUGCGCCCUCAUCUGUUUAUGCCAUGUGCUUCAUUUCCAGAGGUUUCUACGCAGUGUCCAGUUAACGUUGUCCUUAAGAGUAAAGAUCGCAAUUAAAAUGGCAGCAGCAUUCAAGAAGUUUUUGCCCAUGUUUGAUCGGGUCCUGGUUGAGAGAUUUGCUGCAGAGUUGAAAACAAAAGGUGGAAUCAUGAUCCCCGACAAAUCAGCAGGGAAGGUGUUGGAGGCCACCGUGGUGGCUGUGGGGCCUGGCAACAGAGACAAGUCUGGAAAUGUGGUACCAACCAGUGUGAAGAGUGGAGACCGAGUUCUGCUGCCCGAGUAUGGUGGCACCAAGGUUGUGUUAGAGGACAAGGAUUACUUUUUAUUCAGAGACAGUGAUAUAUUGGGAAAGUUUGAGUGACGCGG